Molecule: messenger RNA, 4391 nt
Organism: Hemicordylus capensis (graceful crag lizard)
Lineage: Eukaryota; Metazoa; Chordata; Lepidosauria; Squamata; Cordylidae
Gene: KATNAL2
Product: katanin catalytic subunit A1 like 2
Exons: 17
Coding region: 2233-3855 (540 amino acids)
Molecular function (GO): ATP binding; ATP hydrolysis activity; protein binding
Source: RefSeq, a predicted model, not a curated record
GCCGCCGCCACCAUCCUGCACGCGUCGCUCACAGCGGGCCCCCCCUCUCCGCCGCCUCCGCCACGUGACUUGGAGGCGGGGCCGGGCAGAGCCACGCCCCCCACACCGGCGGUUGUGGCUGCGGGAGGGGCCCUUCCCGCCCUUUCGGGACUCGGGAGCCGUUGCCCUGGCCACGCUCUUGGCGGGAGCCGCUCGGGGGAGCGUCGGCAUCGCCACGGCGCGCGGCUCCCCGUUUCAGGGGUCUGAUUGAUGGCCUCGUGGUGGUGCUGUGCAUGCGAGGGAAUGUGUAAGAUUCCCACCCCGGCAUUGAGCGCUGAAGGAAAAAACAAAGGAAAUACAAUGCACUUAUUAGUGGGGGUGUGGGGGGGGGGACCAUGAGCAGGAGGACCAGAAGAAGUUACCCGAAGAAUACAAAGCCUGCGCUCCGAACAGGAUGAAACUGCCUAAGUCCCUAAUGCUACCACAAGACGACAGUACCAGCCCACAUGCAAGAAAGGAGAAAAAUCUGCAUUCUCUGUAUCUGACUGAAGCAAACAAUAGGCCAUUUGCAGCCUUUUAAUGGUGCCUCAAAAAUCUGCCGCCUGAGGGAGUUUGCCUCAGGCUAAUUUUGCCAGAUGUCCACUAUUUCAAGGGGCACACAGCUCUGGUUUGGAAUUCACUUUAUUCCUCAGCCAGAUGGCAAUAAUUUUGCAUAAGAACACUAAACCCAUACAGAAGUACACACAAGGCGGAAGAGGAUGUUCAACAACUCAUUUUAAAGGGAUUAUUGUAGAACCAUUCCUGUGUCCCUCCAUUGACUGCAAAACCAACUUGGCCCUAUAAAUUAAAAUGCAAACACAAUCAAGUUCUAUAGCUCUGCUUAAAAAAAACAAAACCCAAACCUCUAAUGUAAUGAUUAGGCCUCAUCUCAGAUACCACAUCUCCAAAGUGCCCCUUAUUUCUCACAAGUCCAACAACAAAAAAAUAAGGCAAGUCCUGCAAGAUCAGACCAAAGGUCCAUAGGAAAUAGGAUAUUGGACUAUUACCCACAGUGGCCAGGCUGGUGCCUCCAGGCAGCUUUAUAAGUUAAUUCUAGCCUUGGGAGCUACCAGCCUGAAAUAGUGGCUUGCGGAAGUGGAGCCAGUCACAGAAUGGCAACUUGUAUAGAAAGUUACAUCUACAGAAUAAGAGAAGUUAACAUCAAACUGAAUUCUCAGAUAAUCUUGCUGCUGCAUAAGAGGGGAGGAAGAGAGGCUGCUUUGUGGGAGAAGAAACUGGAGAAUAAAUAAAAAGUAGAGAAAGUGAAAGCAACCCUAAUAAUUCAGAGAGAGAGAGAUUAAAAAUGGCAGAACCAUAUUCUCACUCAGAUUUGCAAAUCCAAAUGUCUGCAGAAGUGCUAUAUAACCCAAUAAGAUCCACUACUUUAUCUGCAAAGCCUUCUAUUAGUUCUUCAUCCAUAUGUGCUGUACAAAAGUGAAAAAGUAAUUAAUUAAUUAGAACACCACAGGUCCAGUCUAAUUCUGAUGUUAUUCAUGUUGUGGCCAAAUAUGGUUAUAUAAUAUGCCAAAUGUGUAUAAAUGUAGUCUGAUUGAUAUAAUUAUCUUAUUAUUAUUAUUACUAUAUAUAUAAAAUCAAUCAAAUCACAGGUCCAGUCAUCAUAAAAUUUGCAUAAUUGUUUAGCUGCUGACUGAUCAGCCACUAGUGAAAAGUCAAUUCAUAUAAUCGAUAUUGAUAUUAUUGAUUUCAUGUUAAUGCAUUUUUGUUUCGCACUUAAGUGUAAAGGGAGAAAAACAAUAUUGCAGUUAUUUUUCGACACAAACACGAUCACACACACAAAAGUGCGACGCAAUUAAACGAGCAAGAACAGCGUGCUUGUCGUGUUACUAAAGCAACACCUUUUUCUGACUCAGCGAAAAGGUCAGCUCAGCGCGCGUAAGUUUAUUCAUGAAACGCUGGGUGACAAAGCCCCUUUCUGUGCACUGAUUGGCUGAUUCUUCCAUAUCCUGGCCGAAUUGUGAUUGGCCAAUCUCUCAACCUUCCCAGUACUCAAUUGGUGAGUUUCUUAUUUCACCCUCCCGUUUGUUUAUUGGUUAACCUUCGUUCGUUCUGGCCGUUGAUUGGUUCGCCUUCUACAGCUGUGGAACUAGCGCUAGGGCCGUGGUAAGGAUCUGUGUGAGGCCGGGACGGCGGCAGCAGAACGGAAAGCCUCAAAAUAUAGAUAAGCGGAUCUUUUCCUCUAGCCCUGCCAUACAAAUGGAGCUCACAUACCAAACAUUGAAAACGACUUAUCAGGCCAAGGAGGCGGAAGAGAUGCGGACAGAAGCCCGUCGAAAAAACCUUCUUAUUUUGAUCUUACAUUAUUUAACUGAAGAAGGGUAUGUUGAUGCUGCCAAUGCGUUGGAACAAGAAACAAAGUUGGGCUUGCGUCGGUUUGAAGUCUGCGAUAAUGUUGACCUUGAGACUAUUUUGAUGGAAUAUGAGAGUUACUACUAUGUAAAAUUCCAGAAAUACCCAAAGAUUACCAAAAAGGUUUUAGACACAACAGAUAAUAAAUCAAAAAGUGGAGGAAAAACAAAAAGGGCAGCUAGCGGCACAUAUCGCAACCUUCCUAAAAUCUACCAGCAUCAAGCAUCUCAGAGGCCGGUCUCGAAAACUGCAUCAAGUAGAACAGCCGAGUCCAAGCUGUGCAGCAAGGAGAGCCCUAGACAGGAGAUUGAAGGUCCUUUAGGCAGAAUGCCAUCUGAAUUUGGUUUAAGUGUAUCUGCAAUCCACAAAGGAGGAGGAGGUGAAGGCACUCAUCCGAGAAAGGGCCAAAUCAUUGAUUUCCGUGGGAUGAUCCAAGAUGCUAUCAAAGGCGCAUCAAAUGAAAUUGCCUUGCACAGCUUUAACUGCAAUCCAGACCCUUCAGAACGGUUGUUAAAACCUCUGGGUGCCUUUAUUGGAAUGACGGCUGAAAUGAGAGAGCUUGCAACGGUUGUAAGCAGGGACAUCUACCUCAAUAACCCAGAUGUAAAGUGGGACGACAUUAUUGGACUUGAUGCAGCCAAGCGGUUAGUCAAGGAAGCUGUUGUGUACCCCAUCAGGUAUCCGCAGCUGUUUACAGGCAUCCUCUCUCCGUGGAAAGGACUGUUACUGUAUGGGCCUCCAGGUACUGGGAAAACUUUGCUAGCUAAAGCAGUUGCCACUGAAUGCAACACGACCUUCUUCAACAUCUCAGCCUCCACCAUUGUCAGCAAAUGGAGGGGUGAUUCAGAAAAGCUUGUCAGAGUGCUGUUUGAACUUGCUCGCUACCAUGCCCCCUCCACCAUCUUCCUGGAUGAGCUGGAAUCAGUCAUGAGUCAACGAGGCACUGCUCCAGGUGGUGAACAUGAAGGAAGUCUGCGGAUGAAAACGGAAUUAUUGGUGCAGAUGGACGGCCUGGCUCGAUCAGAUGAUCUUGUCUUUGUUUUAGCAGCUUCCAACCUGCCAUGGGAGCUGGAUUGCGCCAUGCUGCGCCGGCUGGAGAAGAGGAUCCUGGUUGGCCUCCCAAACAAAGAGGCAAGAGAAGCGAUGGUCCAGCACUGGCUGCCUCCUGUGAGCAACAGCGGAGGGGUGGAGCUGAGGACGGAGCUCAACUACCCCUUGCUCAGUCAGGAGAUGGAAGGAUACUCUGGCUCGGACAUUAAGUUGGUCUGCAAAGAAGCUGCUAUGCGUCCUGUGAGAAAAAUCUUCAGUGCCCUUGAAAAUCAUCAGCCAGGCUGCGGGAACUUGCCUGUCAUCAGACUUGACAUGGUCACAACGGAAGACUUUCUUGAUGUGAUCACUCACACCAAGCCCUCGGCUAAGAAUUUAAGCCAGAAAUACGCUGACUGGCAAAGAGAAUUUGAGUCUGUCUGAGCUGGAGGUGGACUUGUUGAAACCCCAAUCAAAGAUUUCAGCCAUCCAAAAGAAGGCAGAUCCUGCAAAGUUCUACUACCAAAAGGCUGAAUACUUAUAUUAAAACAGUUUAUUUCCCCCCAUACUGUAAGAACAUCAGGAGAAACCAUAGAGGCCCAUUUGUCAUUCUCAAAGGUGCAUGAUACAUUUUGAGGGAGGACGGUGUCCACUGUGCUUUGUGAAACUAUUCUCUCCAGCUGGUAACUCUCUAUUAAUAUGCGAGGGAAACAUUUUUGCACAAAAUCUUAUGGCUAAAACCAAUGGCUGAUUGUAAUAUGCUCUCGCAACAUCCAGAUAUUGCCCAAGACCCAUCUCACAGUCAGACCAUACUAGUAUUUUGCUACUGGAGUUCUCCUCCUUAGAGGAAUAUGGACAAUAUUACAAUACCAGACCUGACAGAUGGCUAGUUGAACUUCUCAGGGAUUCUUGUACUAGAACCAGCAGAUCUCAGUGAGGACUGACACAAUGAAGAAUAAACUAUUUGGCCAUCUCUUGGG